Messenger RNA from Myotis brandtii (Brandt's bat), 441 nucleotides. RefSeq names its product ferritin, heavy subunit. Gene Ontology annotation, biological process: iron ion transport; intracellular iron ion homeostasis. The record is from RefSeq and is a predicted model, not a curated record. Gene Ontology annotation, molecular function: ferrous iron binding; ferric iron binding. NCBI's taxonomy places the organism in Eukaryota, Metazoa, Chordata, Mammalia, Chiroptera, Vespertilionidae. Bases 1 to 441 code for a protein of 146 amino acids. Gene Ontology annotation, cellular component: cytoplasm. The transcript has a single exon.
AUGGCAUUCAAGCAACCUGUCUCUAAAGAGUGUGGGGUUGCUAUUAAUUAUGUGGCAUCUUAUGAGCUGCACAUCAGCGAUGCUUAUUUAUGUAUGGCCUGUUGUUAUAUUGAUGACGCAAGAGAACCUAUUUUUUCUGGAUUCUUUGAAGACCAAGCUGAGGUGAAAAGAGAACAUGGAAAGCAAUUCCUAAGAUACCUAGUAGGAUGUGGGAAUACCAUCUGCCUACCAGUGAUUAAGCGGCCUGAGGUAGAUAACUGGCAAACCGGCAUAAAAGCUCUGGAGUAUGCUCUGCAAUUGGAGAACCAGUUAAGCCAGCUCCCGAUGGACCUGAGGGUCACAGCUGCUGCCAACAAUGACAGUAAUCUCUUGAGCUUCAUGAAAAGGUUCCUGGAUAAACAGAGGAAGGACACAAACCACCUGCAACGCCAGAUUGUAUAA